AACUCUUAAUAUUACCCUCUCCCAUUUCCUCUGCUCAUGCGUAAUUUCCCCGUUCCUGAACCCACCGAUUCAGCGCCAGAGGACACAAAAAUGGCCGGCGGAGGAUCUUCGAAGUCGAGGAAGAGAGUGGAGGCUACUCCGGCGGACGCCGCCGUCGCCACUGGCCCUUCACUCGUUCGAGCCAAAGACGGCAGUGCUUUCGCUCGAUGUGAUGAGUGCGGCAAGAGUGUUCCCGUAGCCCUAAUUAGCAUGCACAGCUGCAGCUUGGACGCCAAAAUAAGAAUGAAUUUGGAGUCUCAGACUGUCGAGAAGCAAACUCAAGCUAAAAAGUCAUCCGAAAGGAAAAGAUCAGCAUCAUCUGAACCCAAGGCUAAAAAAUCCAAAGUUGAGAAGAGGGGGAAGAAAGACAGAGAUCCAAAUGCCCCCAAACGCCCCCCAACAGCCUUCUUUAUCUUCAUGGAUGACUUCAGAAAAUCAUAUAAAGAAGAUCAUCCUGAUUCCAAAGGUGGUAAGGAGGUUGCAAAGGAAGGUGGUGAGAAAUGGAAGUCAUUGACUGAUGAAGAGAAGAAGCCUUACCAAGAUAAAGCAGCUGAGUUGAAAUCAGAGUAUGAAAAAGCCUUGGAAAAUCUCAAGAAUGAGAAUGAAGAUGAUGAAAAGGAGGCAGAAGAGGCUGCAGAGAAGGAAGUGGAAGAAAUUUCAGAUGAAGAGUAGGGAUAUUAUUUUGCAUGCUACUAGGGUUUUGGGUUUUGUAAUAGCAAAUGGCUAGAAAUAGAAACAGCUUCUUCACUGCCUGGUUUGGUUUCUGUUGUAAAUUCAGUGUCUAAUUUAGUGAAAACUGCUGUUGGAUUCUGUGGUUGCUUUUAAACUAAAAUCGACCAUUGAUUUUUUGAUUAAUUAAAACGAUCUUUAGUUGUAGUUGGUAAA
Momordica charantia (bitter melon) is the source of this 924-nucleotide messenger RNA. It is a transcript of the gene HMGB6, whose product is annotated as high-mobility group box 6. Gene Ontology annotation, molecular function: DNA binding. Gene Ontology annotation, biological process: polar nucleus fusion. Lineage: Eukaryota; Viridiplantae; Streptophyta; Magnoliopsida; Cucurbitales; Cucurbitaceae. The record is from RefSeq and is a predicted model, not a curated record. Gene Ontology annotation, cellular component: nucleus.